Molecule: messenger RNA, 2090 nt
Organism: Ilex paraguariensis (yerba mate)
Lineage: Eukaryota; Viridiplantae; Streptophyta; Magnoliopsida; Aquifoliales; Aquifoliaceae
Source: the annotation of a GenBank genome assembly
UUAAAUGCUUAUAUCAAAUGCAGGGAAAUUUGUGAUGCUUCCAAGUUGUUUGACGAAAUGCUUGUCAGGAAUAUCGUGACUUGGAAUACAUUGAUAAGUGGUUUAGCAGAUUGUGGUCGGAGUUUUAAGUGGAAUCUCGAAUUGGGUUUUCGUUGUAUUAGGAGAAUGUUGUUAGAAAUGGUGAGGCCUGAUCACAUCACGUUUACAAGUCUGCUUCGUAUAGGAGUGGAGCUAAAUGACAUGGAGAUUGGCAGAGGCUUGCAUUGUUUUAUAGUUAAACUGGGAUUUUUUGAAAAUUGUCUUGUAAAUGCUGCUCUUGUUGAUUGGUACGCAAAAUUUGGUUUAGUUGAGGAUGCAAGGCGUGUUUUUGAUUAUGUUUUGGAGAGAGAUUUGGUUUUGUGGAAUGUGAUGAUGUCUUGUUAUGUACUGAAUUAUAUAGGUGAAGAGACUUUUGGUGUCUUCAGUUUGAUGAGGAUGGAGGGGUUUAAGGGAGAUGAUUUUACAUUCACAAAUUUGCUAAGCUGCUGUGCUAGUUUUGGAUCUUGUGAAUUGGGUAGUCAGAUUCAUGGUAUUGUUGUUAGACUGGGCAUUGAUUUAGAUGUGGUGGUGACUAGUUCACUGGUUGAUAUGUAUGCGAAGAAUGAAAAUAUAGCUGAUGCUCGCAAGGCUUUUGAUGGGAUGGUAUCUAGAAAUGUGAUCUCUUGGACCACAAUAGUUGUAGGUUAUGGACGAUAUGGCGAUGGGAAGGAAGCGACCAAACUUCUUCGGGGAAUGUUAGACGAAGAUUUUUGUCCUGAUGAACUAACUUUGGCUAGUGUUCUUAGCUCGUGUGGCAAUUUAUCCUUGGCUGGUGAAACUGUGCAAGUUCAUGCUUACACAAUAAAAAAAGGUUUUUCAGCUUUUUUGUCUGUUGCAAAUGCUCUAGUGAAUUCAUACGCCAAAUGCGGUAGCAUUGGUUGUUCUUUCGAAGCUUUUAGCUCAAUAGUAAACCCUGAUCUUUUUUCAUGGACUUCUAUGAUUGGAGCAUACGCAUUCCAUGGCCUUUCCAGGGAAAGUAUUGGACUGUUUGAGAAAAUGUUAUCAGAUGGUGUAAGGGCUGAUAAAAUUGCUUUUCUGGGGGUUCUUUCUGCCUGUAGCCAUGGGGGGUUAGUAAGUGAAGGGCUUCAUUACUUCACUUUAAUGAUCACUGACAAUCAGAUUGUGCCAGACACAGAGCAUUAUACUUGUCUGGUUGAUCUUCUUGGGCGAGUCGGUCUUCUAAAUGAGGCUUUCAAUGUUUUGAUCUCAAUACCAGUGGAGCCUGGGUCAGACUCCCUGGGGGCAUUCCUUGGGGCUUGUAAAGUCCAUGGAAAUGUAGGAUUAGCAACAUGGGCAGCUGAAAGGCUUUUUGAAUUAGAGCCAAAUAAGCAUCUGAAUUACAGUCUCAUGUCCAACACUUAUGCUUCUCUUGGCUGCUGGUUAGAUGUGGCUAGGGUUCGCAAAAUGAUGAGGGAGAUGUGUGAUCAUAGAUUUCCCGGUUGUAGCUGGAUGGAUAUUGCCGGCAAGGUUCAUACAUUUGUAUCAAGCGACAAGUCCCACCCACAAACUACAGAGGUGUAUGCUGUGUUGGGAAUAUUAUACCGACGAAUGAAAGUGGAAGACAGUAAGUCCAGUGUGGACUUUAUGUUUGACUAUAUUGGGGUAUCCAGCUGAUUUCGUGCUUUUUUAUGAUAUUAAGCACUCUUGAGUUGUAAUUGUCUGGUGAAGAUGGGUCAUUUUCUAAUUCUGAGGUGCGAAUUACACCAAUUGCACAUGCAAUAUGUUUAAGGUUGCAUAAUUGAGAUUCAUUCUUUUCAAACAACGUACCGAUGAAUCACAUAGCAAAUAACCUCUCUGCCAGCAAUUGUUUGGAUGAUGUUGUCCUGUGGAUCCUUCUGCCAUCUUUUCUCCUCUCCACCUUGUGUUGUAUAUGUUCUCACCUUAGAAAAAAAAUCCUCAGCGCCCACUACACGUUGCUGCAUUUUUCUCAGAGCAAGCGCAGCCCAUUCCAUAAUAUAGAUGAUGCUGAAAUUUAGACAACUAACACCUCAUUGUUCCUCAUAAUCAAUGUU